This is a messenger RNA of Aedes aegypti (yellow fever mosquito), 6795 nucleotides long. RefSeq lists its product as uncharacterized. The coding region runs from base 92 to 6025 and encodes 1977 amino acids. Lineage: Eukaryota; Metazoa; Arthropoda; Insecta; Diptera; Culicidae. The record is from RefSeq and is a predicted model, not a curated record. The transcript has 28 exons.
CCUUUUCGAUCGCGGACCGCGCUCAGUUACGAGCGGACCUCUGACGGGAGCGGAACUUGAAGAAAGUCCCGCCCAACAGCCCAGAACAGAGAUGAUCUUCUCGCGGAUCAGGAACUUAGUGCGGGCACCCAGUGCCUUACUGUGCUGUCUGUUGGUUGUGAGUAGUGUAUUAGUGAGCAAUGUAGACUGUGCAAAAAAGGCUGCCCCGGCCGUCUCCGACGCCACGAUCGAGGAAGUUUCGGCCAAACAGUUGGAACGGUUACUAGAGGAUAAGGAUUACGUCGCGGUGUAUUGGUACGCCCGAAGUUGUACGACAUGCGAUACAGUAUUAGCCGAACUCGAGCACAUCGACGAUGACACCGACUCGUUCGGUGUCGAUUUCGUCAAAAUCAACGACAAACGACUAGCGAAACAGUAUGGCAUUACGAAAUUCCCCGCCCUCACCUAUUUCAGAGAAAAAGAACCAAUCAUCUACGAAGGUGACCUGAUGGACGAGGCUGGCGUGCUGGAUUUCCUCACGUCCCUCGAAGCAAUGGACCUACCAGAUCGGAUCGAGGAAGUCAACUCCAAGAUCCUUUCGAAAAUCAUCGAAGAUUCGGACUACGUUGCAGUCCUCUUCUGCACAGAUCACGAAAACUGUCCACCCGGAAACAACAAUCAGCCCGAAUGCAAAAAGUGCAUCAAGGCCCUUCAGGAGCUGGAGAACAUUGACGACGAAGCCGACGAAUUGGACAUUGGUUUCGUCAAGAUUCACGACGAUGCCCUAGCCGAAGAGUACAACCUGGGACCACUGCCGAAGCUGGUGUACUACCGGCACCAGACUCCGAUCGUCUACGAGCAUGAACUUCAGCGCGAGGAAGACGUACUGGAAUGGCUCGUGGAAAACAAGGCUACCGGCGACGAGGAUGACGUGAUCGAAGAGGUCAACGCCAAGACGCUCAAGACUCUGAUUGCCAACAUCGACAAUCUAGUCGUUUUGUUCUAUGACGAUGGAGACGAAGAGUCAGAAAACGUUCUGCAUGAGCUGGAGAAUAUCGAUGAUGACUGUGCCAAGCAUGGCAUUCAGUUCGUCAAGAUCGACGAUCCCAAGGUGUCCAAGGAGUACGGCAUCGAUGAUAUCCCAGCCAUCGUCUAUUUCGAGAAGGAGAUUCCCAACGUCUACGACGACGACCUGAGCGACGAGGAGGAAAUCCUACAAUGGCUUCUGUCGCAGCUGGAGAAGGACGAAAUCGAGGAUGUCACGGACGAGAUGUUGGACAAACUGAUCAAGGAAGGCAAAUCGGUCGCCGUUAUGUUCUACGACAACAAUGACAAGCAGUCCGACAAGAUCCUGGAUGAGCUGGAAUCCAUCGACGACGAGUGCGACCAGCUCGGUAUCAACUUCGUGAAGAUGGACGACACCGAAGAGGCCAAGGACUACGGAGUGACCAGUUUCCCAACGCUGGUUUACUUCGAGCAGGGAAUCCCAACGGUGUUUGAAGGCGACUUGGAGAAUGAGGAGGAAGUCUUGGAUUGGCUCGAGCGCCAGACCAACUCGGACGAGAUCGAGGAUGUUACCGACGAGAUGUUGGACAUGAUCAUCGAAAAGAUGCCGCACGUUGCCGUUCUGUUCUACGACAAGGACUCCAAGACGUCCCAGAAGGUGCUGGCCGAGCUGGAGAACAUUGACGACGAGUGCGACCAGAACGAUAUUGCCUUCGUCAAGAUCGACGAUGACAACGAGGCCAAGGAGUGGGGCAUUGAAGAGCUGCCCACUAUGAUCCUGUUUGAACGCGGCAUUCCACACAUCUACGAAGGAGAUCUGAUGCGGGAGGAGGAGCUGUUGGGCUGGUUGGUGCACCAGAAGAGACACUCGGAAAUUCCGGAAAUCACCGACGAAAUGAAGGACAAGCUGAUGCGCACCUACGAUCACGUGGCGAUCAUCUUCUACGACAAAGACGACAAGCAAGACAUCCGCGUGCUGAACGAACUGGAAAACAUCGACGAUGAGCUGGAGAAGGAAGAGAUCGUCAUUGCUCGUCUGGACAACGCAGAGGAAGCCCGCGAGUACGGCUUGGACCACCUGCCAGCCUUGGUAUACUUCGAGAACCAAAUCCCAGCGGUGUACGAAGGUGACCUGAUGAAUGAAGAAGAAGUGUUGGAGUGGCUCAAGCUGCAGAAGUACUCCGCAACCAUCGAGGAGGUCACCGACGAGAUUCUCCAGGAUCUGAUAGAAGAGCACGAGUACGUUUGCGUGUAUUUUAGCGGCGAGUGCGAAGAGGGUGAGAAGUGCGACAAGAUUUUGGACGACCUGGAAAACAUUGAUGAUGAGCUGGACGAAGCCGGUAUCAUCUUCGUCACCACCGAGGACAUGUCCACCGCCAAGAAAUACAACAUCAAGACGGUGCCAGCGUUGGUGUUCUUCCGCAACAAGGAUCCACUGAUUUACACCGGCGAUUUGAACGACGAGGAUGAGGUGCUGGCUUGGUUAACAGACGAGGAAACCCUGGAGAUUCCCGGAAAGAUCGAAGAAGUCAACAUCAAAAUGCUGGAGAAAAUUCUGGCUGAGAACGAGCAUAUCGUUGUGUUCUUCUAUCACGACGAGGACAAGAAGUCGCUGAAGAUUAUCAACGAGCUGGAGAACAUCGACGAUGAGUGCGAGGAGAAGGAUAUCAAUUUUGUCAAAACUUCGGACGACGAUAUCGACAAGGAGUACGAUCUGGAGCAGCUUCCGGCCUUGGUGUUCUACCGCCACAAGUUCCGUACCAUCUACAGCGGUGAUCUAAUGAACGAGGAUGAGAUUCUCGAGUGGGUUCUGCAGCAGUACGAGUCGAAACCCGAGGUGAUUGAAUCGGUCGAUCGUAAAACUCUGCAGGUCCUGGUCAACGAGAUCGAACAUCUUGCGGUGCUGUUCUAUGAUGAUGAUUGCGAGACUUGCCCUAAGAUCCUGGAAAAACUGGAAACCAUCGACGACGAUACGGAUAAGCACCACAUUCAGUUCGUUAAGGCCAAUGACGAGAAGCUAGCGCACGAGAUCGGAAUCUUCUCGUUCCCGGCUUUGGUCUAUUAUGAAACUGGUGUCCCGAUCAUGUAUGAUGGUAAUCUCAAAAACGAAAAACGCAUCUUGCAGUGGCUAGUCGAUCACAAAAGAAAGUAUGAUAUCAAAAUGAAAUACAGUGGCGGUCAGAAGAAAGAACGCAAGAAGGUCGUUUUCUCUGAUCCGGAAGAAGAGGCACGAUUAGCGCGCCUGCAGGCGGAAGCCCGAGCCCGAUCAGGGGUGCCGGAAAAAUCCAUCCUUAAACCACCGCCAGGAACCCCCAUGACCACCAGUCUACAAUACAAUCCCAUAUCAUUAGAUAACAAAUUACCGAAACCAAAGAGAGCAAAGCAAAAAGAAGUUCCCGAAUACAUCGAUCGAGACGAUAGAAUCGAUAAGAGCAGACCCAAGCAAAGCAAACUCAAACCAAUUCCCAAGCUACAACCCAUCAAAACCACCACCACCACCACUACCACCAAACCAUCUAAAACUGCUAAGCCUGAACCGCCCAAAAAGACCAAAGAAAGCAAAGCCCAAAAGCCCCAACCACCGUCGUUCAAGCCCUUGAAAAAACCCGAGAUCCAGAAAGCCGACCAGGCCAAACCCAAAGCGGACCUCAGGAAGUCCGAAGAUGAAGGUGACCUCAUGAACGAAUACGACGUGAUGGACUGGAUCACUGAUCAAACCACCGACGAAAGCAUCGAAGAAGUUGAUCGCGACGAGCUCUUUGAGCUGAUCGACACCAAAGACUUCCUGGCUGUGGUCUUCUACUUGGAAGAUGACGAAAACAGCCCCAAGGUGCUGCGACAUAUCGAGUUGAUCGAUGACGAAGCCGCCGAGUACGGUAUCCUGCUCGUCAAGUGCUCCGACAAGCUAAUGGCCAAGAAGUACGGUUUCCGUAAUCCACCCGGGGUGACGUACUUCCGCAAGGGUAAGGCCAUCAACUACGAUGGCGACAUCGACGACGAGGAGGAACUACUCGACUGGCUGACCAACCCGCACAACAUGGAGAUGACGGACCACAUCGAGAAGGUCAACCGCAAGAUGUUCCACAAGAUCCGGCAGGCGUCCGACUACUUGGCGGUGUUUUUCUACAGCGAAGACUGCAAGCAGUGCCCUCGUGUGCUAGCCGAAAUCGAACACAUCGACGACGAAGCCGAUGGUGCUGGAAUCAACUUCGUAAAAAUUGACGACAAACAGAUGGCCAAGGAGUUGGGCGUCUACGCUCUGCCGGGCAUUGUAUUCUUCAAGCUGAGCUCUAAGGACCCGGUGAUCUACGCCGGUGAUCUGAACAACGAAGACGAAAUCCUCAACUGGUUGAUGACGCAGAAGAACCCCGGUGGUGACGUCAUCGAAGACCUGGAUGGAUCCAAGCUACUGGCCCUCAUCGAAGACUCCAGCGCGUUAGCUGUGUACUUCUGGAACAAGACGACUUGCGAUAUCUGCAAUUCUAAGCUCGCUCGCAAGCUCCGCAAGGCAAAAGAACGUACCAAAGAACGACGAGGAUUGCUCCGCACGGAAACAUCGGCCGAAGUGCUAGAGGAAGCCGAGGAAGCAGACUCAACGAAUGGAGCGUCAUCUGAGGAUGCUGACAACUGCGAACAGUGUUCGAGUGUUCUUGAGUCGCUGGAAAACAUCGAUGACGAUUGCGACCGCCACGGAAUCAUGUUUGUCAAGACCGAUGACUUGACGAUUGCGGAGCAUUACGGAAUUACCGAUUAUCCUGUUCUGGUCUACUUCGAGGACAAUAUCCCCAACGUAUUCGAAGGAUCUCUUGAUGAGGAAGAAGAAGUUCUUCAAUGGCUUAUCACUCAGAAAACUGAAGAUCGCAUCGAACUCAUUACCCGAGUAAUGCUGGAGGAUAUGGUUGAGGAAACUCAAUAUCUGGCCGUCUACUUCUACAAAUACCAACCACCCUCUUACUGCCGAAGUUUUUGUUCAGCUGAAAACAUGCGAAAGCGAAAGGAAAUGACUCGGGCGGGCGCAUCAGACAAGAUCAACUGCAACAUUUGCGAUCAGAUCCUCGAGGGGCUGGAAGUCAUCGAUGACGAGCUGGACGUGUUCGGUAUCCACAUGGUCAAGAUUCAGGAUCCACAACUGGCGAAACGCUACUCCAUCAAGACCUUCCCUGCGUUGGUCUACUUCAGAAACGGAAACCCGUUGCUCUACGAAGGAGAUCUUCAAAGUGAACAGUCGGUACUGGAAUGGCUUAUCGACGACGAUAACCGUGAACUGGCUGACGAAAUCGAAGAAGUUAACGAACGCAUGUUGGAUAGAUUGAUGGAGCAAUCUCCGCUGCUUUGCGUAUUCUACUAUGACGAGGACUGUCAAGAGUGUGAAGACAUUCUGGAAGAGCUAGAGAUGAUCGACAGUGAAGUCGACUUGUACGGUAUCGACUUUGUCAAGAUUGCCAGUUUGAACGCUGCUCACAAAUACGGAAUAACCAACAUCCCAUCCCUGGUUUACUACAGGAAACAAAUCCCAAUGCUGUACGACGGAGAUAUGCACGACCAUCAGCGCGUCAUGAACUGGCUGACAUCCCAGGAUGUUUUCGAAAUCAAGAACGAAAUUGAGGAGGUUAACAGGAAGAUGUUGAACAAACUGUUGGACGAGAACGAGUUUCUGGCCGUCUACUUCUUCGAAGAAGACCACGCCGAGAGCAACGCCGUCCUCGAAAAGCUCGAGCUGAUCGAUAGUGAAACGGACAACUUGGACAUUCCCAUGGUCAAAAUGGGAGAUCCACGAUACGCCCGCAAGUGGGGAGUCACCAAACUGCCAGCCAUCGUCUACUUCCGCAAGCGGUUCCCUAGCAUUUACCGUGGUGACCUGUACAAUGAGCAGGACGUUCUGGAGUGGCUGCGGAAGAAUCGCUUCCGCCAACCGGAGCUCAACAUUCUAAUGUACGGAUGCAUCGCCACUGCGCUGGGAUUCAUCGUCUACACUGCAUUCCUGUUGCAGUGCUUCAAACCAACGCCACCUCCACCGGUUCAGCAUCCGAAACAGAACUAGAGCAGUGCAACUUAAACCUUCUUUUGUUAUUUUUAAACUCCACAAACAGCUCUUUGACAGAUGGAACUGUCGCAAGACAUUUUUUUAAUUCAUAGGCUAGUUUAGUCGCAAGAUAAAUUUUGAGUAAUUUGUUAUUGUAUAAUUUGUAUAAAACAGAAAAUAAAAUAUUUCUUAAAUAUUUUUAACAGUUUGGCAAAUCAAUUUCAUUAGUAAAAAUCACAUGUUUUAUGCACUCAAUCGUCCAAACAAGAAUCGUUCAAUCGAGAGCACUGAAAACUCACUUUUUGUUAAUAGCUGGAACAGAAUAACUGUAGUAGAAACUCUCACAAUGUAGAUAGUUAAACAAAAAAAAAUUUAAAAAUGAUAAUAAGACGCCACAAAAACAGAAACUUGUAAAAAUUGAAACCAUGCAUUUUUAGUAGACAUACUGUACUGAUGUAAAACGAAAGAUGCAAAACGUUAAUAUUAAGUCGUCCUGCAACACAUGGAAAUCGCUUAGGAGAAGAAAACAACCAUCAAUCGUACCGCGCGCGAACUAGUUAGGGCCGUAUCGUAACUUUUACUAAACGAUCAAAUCGAAACAAAUAAACUCAAUAGACGAGCGACAACCGGAAAUAGACAGCAACUCCCAACCACUUCAUUUAGACUCUCACUCUUCCCGUUUUUACUCCUUUCUCGAUAUUUCACGCAUCAAUCCUGUUUGCGUUACCAACAGUCGUCAGCUGGUAAGGCCAGCAAAAACCAAAUCCUCCAUCCGUAUUUGGAACCGU